AAAGCCAAAGACGAAAUUAGCUAUGACGCCCAUGUAGGUCCCCAAUAUGCGACCCUACGGACUAGAGAGCUGGAUUUGAAUCUGGACCAAGAGGGGGAGUUAUUGCUGAUACUACUGCUACCUCAAGCGGAGACCAUCGAAUUGCAACUACCUGCGAAUCGCUUAAUUCGCAAGUUGGCGAUAGAGACAUGAUAAUUCGUCGAUAAUUUGUCAAUGAUCCUAGUCAUUCCAGUCAGCCCCAGGUCCUAGCGGCAGCGAAACAUCAAUCGCAGCGCGCGUUCUCUCUCCGAGGCUUCACAAGUACGCUUCGCUUGCGCCAGCUUUUGAAUCCAACCAUCUAGACCCUGGCCCUCGUUCAGAUAAUAUUAAUGGCUGCACAUGUUCCUUUCCUUAUGUGUAUUCCAUUUCGUUACGUCUAGUCCGAUGUGGAAUUCUCGGGGGAAAAAAAAAGACAUAUGGAAAGGAAAGGAAAGGAAAACUGACGUAUGUUACCUAAUUAGGUUCCUCCGGGAGUUGAUCGACACAUACAUGCUCACCCCGGCGACUGUACCAACCCUGCUCGUUGCCAUUCGUACGACGCUAUUCUCGUCCACCAACAUACGCCCAAACGCAGCAUUAUCAGGCACAAACAUACCCUUUCAAACAACAACACCACCACCACAGCAACAACAGCCUCCCCUCGGAACCAGCGACGUAGCCAUGCUAACCGCAGCGCUCGCAAACCCCCAAGCAACCCGCCGACCGCCACCCGCGGCCGAAGAAGUGUGCGCCAUCAAACGCCAAUGCGCCGCGGACAUUUUAUCGCUAUUCCCAGCACCCGCCAUCGCCCAGGCGUUUUUCUGUGGCACCAUACCGCGAGCAACCAAUCAUACUAACCAUCAUCCUACUAACCAUUCUAUUUCUAAUAAUAACGAUGAUAAUGACGAUAAUGAUGACGAUAAUGAUAAUACCGCACUCCUACAGGCCAUCGAAAUGGACCUUCUCGACCCCUUCUCCGACGCGUAUUGUAACAAGCACCUGAUCUUCUCUGUCAUCGAGACUGUGCUUGUGAAACUCCUGCCGGAGUUGGCCGAGAAGGGGGUCAUGGAUUUGAUGGAGGAGAGAGGGGUGGCCGUUUCGUGAUGUACACUAUACUUGCGUACAUAUGUAGUAGUCUGAUGUUUGGCAUAAUGAUAUGAAUUCUU
Talaromyces proteolyticus is the source of this 1184-nucleotide messenger RNA. RefSeq lists its product as uncharacterized. Lineage: Eukaryota; Fungi; Ascomycota; Eurotiomycetes; Eurotiales; Trichocomaceae. Bases 379 to 1122 code for a protein of 247 amino acids. The record is from RefSeq and is a predicted model, not a curated record. The transcript has a single exon.